CAGACGAGUAUUGAAGAAUGGAUUGUCACUAAAGCCAUGGGUAGAAAACGAGACGAUGUCUUCGUAUAUCCAUAUAAUAUAGGCAUUUGGGGUAAUAUUAAGCAAGUUUUGUUUGAACCAAUCCAUAACGGCAUUGAAUGGCCGGUUAUCGAUGGCUGCAAUCAAUACACACUUACCGUUGAACAACUUGUGCAGAAAGAAGAAAAGCGGAACCGUUCGGUGACGUGUGUGGCAAUAGAGGAUUAUAACGGUUCGUGGUUUCCCAUAUCCAAAGGCUGGCGAAUAUGCACUUCAUUCCCAUUGACUGAUGAGCCGCGGAUUGGCGUCACUCGUGGUGACCAUAUUCUGGUGACGCGAUGGAAAAAGCACUGGCUUUAUGGCGAAAAACUCAAAACAGAGGCUCAAAAGCGAGAGCGCGGGUGGUUUCCCAGACGGCUCGUGGUUCAGGUGCACACCGCUAAGUAAAUAGUUAAGAAUCCGUAUGACGUGAGCAAUGAGAAGAGUACUCUAAGCCAUGUCCUGUCGGGUAGGAGUGCUUUAGUGGUCGCGCAAAACAAAAUGGACCCGAAGUUAAAGAUUACGGAACCGAAAGCACUGAACAUUAUUCUGUUAUAG
Messenger RNA from Medioppia subpectinata, 615 nucleotides. The record is from the annotation of a GenBank genome assembly. Lineage: Eukaryota; Metazoa; Arthropoda; Arachnida; Sarcoptiformes; Oppiidae.